This is a messenger RNA of Drosophila navojoa, 677 nucleotides long. Its product is annotated as adult cuticle protein 1. The record is from RefSeq and is a predicted model, not a curated record. Lineage: Eukaryota; Metazoa; Arthropoda; Insecta; Diptera; Drosophilidae.
UUUGCUUUGCUAUAAAACUGGCCACAGGUUCUGCCAAGAGAUCAGUUCAGAACAAGAGUUCAAGCCGAGCGCAACCAAGCAAACAAUUAGCAAAAUGAAAUUCGCCAUCGCUGUCGUCUUCACCCUGGCCCUGUCCAUGGGCGUGCAGUCUUCGGUGAUUCCGUUGAUCUCCCAGCUGGCUGGUAAUGGUCUCUCCUACACCGCCGUCUCGAAUCCCGUGCUGGCCUCACCCUGGGGUGUUCCGGCUGCCAACUGGCCCGCCGCCGUCUCCGUCGCCUCCUGGCCACCAGCAGCACCCACCGUGCUUGCCGCACCCGGUCCUGUGCUGGCUGCCCACGGUUCCGCUGUGAUUGCUGGUCCUGCCCCCGCUCUGGUGGCCGGUCCUGGUCCCGCCGUGGUUGUCGGUGCCGUUGCCCGCGAGGGUGUCUAUACCGCUCAGACCCGUGGCGCCGUUCACACCGCUCCUCUGUCUGGACACAUUCAGUCGGUCGCCUCGAUCAAUGCUGCCCCCGCCCCCGGCACCCUCUAAGCGCCAAUCCGAGAAUGUUUGCCACACUGCCUGGAACUUGUACUGGACUUGAAUAUGCUAAUUUGAUAAAUGUUGUAAAUAUUUGUAUGCUUAUAAACAGGGUACUCGCACCGACCACCUAAAUUCUACCUUUCGAACGCACUCGCAA